Molecule: messenger RNA, 4671 nt
Organism: Lymnaea stagnalis (great pond snail)
Lineage: Eukaryota; Metazoa; Mollusca; Gastropoda; Lymnaeidae
Source: the annotation of a GenBank genome assembly
AAUAAAUCACUGAUUCAAAAAAAAAAUCAAUCAGUUAUCGGAUUCAAACGUUUGACGUGUGUGAAAAAAUAAUGACCGCUCGAAUGCCAUUGUUAUGGUGUAAACGUAGUCCGGGCGUUGUGAAUUGGUGGCGGUGUCUGCUGUUGGUGGUGACGUCUUGUGUGCCACCAGUCACCUUCUAUUACCUGACACAGGACCAGGGUGUUCCGUCGGUGGCUACAAGUCCAACGGUCAAAGAUCGUCUUUUCGGUAAGUCUCACCAAUUGUUACGAUAGAAAUAAUCACUGACAAACGUGCUCUUGCGGCCAUAACUUGGUGUUUACAGUUUCUAUACGUUUACCACAAUCGUACGAAUGGUACUUUUUUUUUACUGUAAAUCACUUACAACUCUGUAUUACUGUUACACAUUUAUUUAUUUUUUAAGUCUACUAUCACAUGUUUACUGUAACUUAAUUGCAAUAACAUUUUCACUGUACAAAAAAUGUUGACUGGUAUACCAGGAUUAGUGUAAAAACUGUAUUGCCCGAUAUGGUAAGUAUAAAAUAUUGAAUGUUUUAUGAUAAAUGUAAAAAUGUUGACUGUUAUACUAUUAAUAGUGUAAUAUCUUCACUCUUAUACUAUUCUUAGCUUAAAUGUUUGACCUGCAUUCUACGAUUAGUGUAACAUUGUUACUGUCAGAUUAUAAGUUUAAAAUUUUGACUUUCAAACUAUAAUUAGAGGAAUAUGCUGACUGUCAGGCUUUUAUUGAAUGUAUUAUGUUUUCCGUCAAAUGAUAUCUCGCUAGUGUUCAGUCAUACUUUCAAUAUUUGUUUCAAUACUAAACAGAAGUUCAAAACAACCUGUCUAAAAAAAAAAUCAAUUAUUUUUCUAGUAUCCAACUCCCUUCAAAAAGAUAAUUUCAGUUGCGAAAUAAUAUUUUAGUGUGAACAACUUUUUUUUUCAUUUAUCGAACCGUAAGACAAAGCGACAAGAUGUCUAUCUUUAUUUGACAAACUUAUCUGUGCUACAACGGGUAGAAAAAGUGUUCUUUCUUAGAACAACAUCAUUUUUUUUAAAUGCAAAUAUUAGCACAGAAAUAUCGUUAUAGCGAAGAUUCUGCGACACUUUCCUUAUACAUAAUGUUACAAUGGUAGGCAAGGAACAAAUCAGUUGGGUUUAUACAGAAGGUAACACUGAUAGUUAAGGAACCAAUCAUUUAGGUUUCUACAGAGGGUUACAAUGAAAGGCAAAGAACCAAUCAGUAGGGUUUAUACACAAGGUUACAAUUAUAGUUAAGGAACCAAUCAGUUAGGUUUCUACAGGGAGUUACAAUGAUAGGCAAAAAACCAAUCAGUUGGGUUUAUACAGAAGGUUACAAAGGUAGUAAAGGAACCAAUCAGUUAGUUUUAUAAAGAAGUUACAAUGGUAUGCUAGGAACCAAUCAGUGUAGGUUUAUACAAAGGUUUACAUUGGUAGGAAAGGAACCAAUCAGUUGGGUUGAUGCAGAAUGUUAGAAUGGUAGGCAAGGAACCAAUCAGGUGUAGUUAUCCACAAAGUUAAAAAUAUAGACAAAAAUUCCACGAAAUUUAACCAAUUCGCCUAAACGUAUGAAACUUUUUAAACAUUUUGUACUGGUGGGUAGGUUUGGAUAAAAGACAAGACGAAGCUCUAAACAAAAAUAGGGUUUUAUUUUGAACUUAUAGUGUAAGGCAAGGAUCAACUUAGGGGAGGGGGGUAAUAGUUCGAAUAAUCAAUCGUUGAAAAAAUCCAUUGUCAUCGACAGAUCGAUAGAUUGAAGUAUCAACGGAUAUGCUAAAAUACAAAUCGGUAAAAUAACACUCCUUUUAUUUCACGCAGUGUAACUUAAAAAGAUCAAGCGAUACAUCAAGUCAGUAUAAAGGUGUGUACAAAAAUGCUAGGCGUCCCGGGGGGGGGGGGGGGACNACUUGAUUUGAACAAUAUUUUUCAAUUCUCAGAACAUGCCCUUUUUUUUUUUUUAGACUUAGGUAUGCCACAUACAUUUCUUUGCUUUUCACGCCCAAAAAGGCACGCCGUGGUUUGCCGACCUCAGUACUAAAGUAUGCUGUAUAACUCUACAGCACUAUCAUCUAUUAGGAAACGAUAUGAUAUCAUUGUGAGUUCAACACUCGAAUACGAAAUUUGUAACGGCGAAUGUAUGUUUAUAUAUGAAACAUAAGAAGAAUUCCUAUUUAUUUACUUUACCCACACACACACACAAAAAAAAAAUCGCUGUCAUUACCUCCCUCCCAUCUCACACACGCACUCGUACACACACACACACACACACACACACACACACGCACAGACACACGCACGCAAUCACGCCGUGGUAGACUUUACACUUUUUACUUUUCAUUUUAUCCUCAGGGUCACUUCGUCGGUACAGUAAAACACAGCCUGGUCCGGACAGAACCGCCGCGCGUGAAGAACUUUUUGAACCUUUUCCUCCAGUCGUGAACCUGUCUCUUUCAUCGACAUCGAAAGCGUCACCUUCAUCGCUUUCAACAAUGACGGCUACAUUUAAAACCACUUCGAAACAGUCAUCCUCAGAUGGUCUUAUUCUCGAUGUGGCCUCUGGCGCUUUCACGUCACCUUUCACGAUCCCAGAGGACAGCCUUGGUGGCGAUGCGACUGUAGAGGUCAAGGUGAAUGUCAGCCGGAGAAAGAAGCUCGUUUUUCGGGAUGCAAACGCCAGGCCCGUGGUGGCCAGGACGAUGGCAUAUUUGUCUCCUUGUUCGAAUAGCACCAAGAACUGUUUCCGCACCGAGUCGCUGAAUCUGAAGAAGUGCAAGUUUAAAAACUGUGCAGUCACGCAUGAAUGGAGGGACGCGGACGUGCUCGUGUUCUAUCCCUUCAAGUGAGUGCAUGGGUGAAUUGACUUCCGGGUGAUAGAUAAUAAAUAGCACCAAAUAAAAGACCUUGACAUAUGACCUUCAUGGAAGUCUGAUCGUUAGGCUAAUUAACACCGUUGUUGAUAACGACGUCAUAAUUUCAUUGUAUUCUAUUCUUUGUGUUGGGGGAGGCUAGAAGGGAUAAUUUGGUAGUAGGACAAUUCAAUUGAAUUUUACCAGUUUUUGAUAAAAUUGUCACACACACUUUCCCUACCCCACAAACCGUACGAAAAUUUCCCACAUGAAGAUUGCGCACACUAAAGACCAAAUAUUCCACACACAGAGAAUUCCCUCACAUAACUAUUCAGUAGCCCAUUCCCCCCCCCCCCUAAACCUAAAUUCAAAUAUUCUACUUCAAAAACAAUUCUAAAAGUACUAGCAGCGUUUCUUGGGCCUCAUCAUGGAUGCGAGCCACAACUUUUUCGUGUGGGGAAUAAUCCAUUAUCCAACAUAUGUAUCGUUAAAACUCUGUAAUAUAACAAGAAAGAAGUGCUCUGAAUAAUGAUGUAUUAAAUAGUAAUAAUAACAUUUCAUAUGUUGUUCUGCAAUAGAUUAUAUAUCAUUUCUUACCCUAAGAACAUUGGUGAAAAAAGGGGGGGGGGUUAAAAAAAAGGCAUAUAUUAUUGCUCCGCAGUCAGAAUUUAACAUUGCCUCUAUACCAUCGUCCAGGAUGACGAGGGAGCACACUGUCCCCAGCUUCACGAGACCGGCAUGGCAGCGAUGGGUCAUGUUUACACCUGAGGCCUCUUGCCGGGCUGGGAAAUUCUGGGUCCUUAACACGUCACAGUUCAUUGGUGAGAUGAUUCCUCUCAUCUGAUAAAGCAAAACUGUCUGCCAAGUUGAAUCGAAUCGCCUAUUGAACAAACUUGACUUCUUGCCUAUUGAACAAACUUGACUUCUUGCCUAUUGAACAAACUUGACUUCUUGCCUAUUGAACAAACUUGACUUCUUGAAUCUCUUGUUUUGCUUCUUUUUUUUUUUUAAAUUUUUUUAUGCAUGGAUCAAAUAAAUAGUGAACAGCAAUGAAAGUGCUCCAAUUUUUUUAAAAAAUAAUGUAACCAAUACUUUCAUCUAAAAUUUGGCAGGUCAGUUCAACUGGAGCCUCACCUACAAUCUAGAUUCAGACAUCCCGAACCCUUACGGGAAACUCAAGCGAGUGAUGCCGGGACCGGACAAGAACUUCGACGCCAUCUACUCCUCCAAACACGUGCAGGCCGCGUGGUUUGUCAGCCAUUGCAGCACCGAAAGUUUAAGAAUGCCGUAUGUCCAUCGCUUGCAGAAGAUAGUCCCCGUGGACAUCUUCGGGAAAUGCGGGAACUACUCGUGUGCCGAGGGUUCUAACUAUCGACAGGGCGACAACCGUCGUUGCUUCCCGUUACUAAGCAGGAAAUACUUUUACUACCUGGCCUUCGAGAAUUCCUUCUGCGUCGAUUACGUCACGGAGAAAUUUUUUAAGCUCUUCACGAACGCUGACGUCAUACCCGUUGUACGUGGCGGGGCCGAUUACAAACGGUAUUUCCCACCCGAUACUUUCAUAGACGCAUCAGACUUCGAUUCGCCUGAGGCCCUGGGCGAAUACUUAAAGGAUCUAUCGCUGGACAAGAAUCGAUACCUGAAGAUGCUGAGAACGAAGAGUCAGUACGAAUACGCGAGCGUUGAAAGCUGGCCGUGUAAGUUGUGCGAGAAGAUGAACAAAGACACUGGCGUCCAGUGGUACCCUGGAAAUAACAUGUGGACCUGGUUUGUUCAAGACCAGUGCAACAAUCCUAAAAAUAUAUAA